AUGCCACAUAGGAGAGACUAUCCAGUGAGGCUCUCUGAGACCAGAGACUAUCCAGUGAGGCUCUCUGAGACCAGAGACUAUCCAGUGAGGCUCUCUGAGACCAGAGACUAUCCAGUGAGGCUCUCUGAGACCAGAGACUAUCCAGUGAGGCUCUCUGAGACCAGAGACUAUCCAGUGAGGCUCUCUGAGACCAGAGACUAUCCAGUGAGGCUCUCUGAGACCAGAGACUAUCCAGUGAGGCUCUCUGAGACCAGAGACUAUCCAGUGAGGCUCUCUGAGACCAGAGACUAUCCAGUGAGGCUCUCUGAGACCAGAGACUAUCCAGUGAGGCUCUCUGAGACCAGAGACUAUCCAGUGAGGCUCUCUGAGACCAGAGACUAUCCAGUGAGGCUCUCUGAGACCAGAGACUAUCCAGUGAGGCUCUCUGAGACCAGAGACUAUCCAGUGAGGCUCUCUGAGACCAGAGACUAUCCAGUGAGGCUCUCUGAGACCAGAGACUAUCCAGUGAGGCUCUCUGAGACCAGAGACUAUCCAGUGAGGCUCUCUGAGACCAAAGACUAUCCAGUGAGGCUCUCUGAGACCAGAGACUAUCCAGUGAGGCUCUCUGAGACCAGAGACUAUCCAGUGAGGCUCUCUGAGACCAGAGACUAUCCACUGCCUGCUCCAGAGACUCUGGAUCCUGCCUCUAAGACUCCGGUGCUUGUCUUGGCAGUCAUCUCGCUCAUAUUAAUCUCAACACCUCCAGUCUAA
Molecule: messenger RNA, 750 nt
Organism: Procambarus clarkii (red swamp crayfish)
Lineage: Eukaryota; Metazoa; Arthropoda; Malacostraca; Decapoda; Cambaridae
Source: RefSeq, a predicted model, not a curated record